Fomitiporia mediterranea MF3/22 is the source of this 2105-nucleotide messenger RNA. RefSeq names its product G-alpha-domain-containing protein. NCBI's taxonomy places the organism in Eukaryota, Fungi, Basidiomycota, Agaricomycetes, Hymenochaetales, Hymenochaetaceae. The transcript has 14 exons. Bases 43 to 1833 code for a protein of 596 amino acids. Gene Ontology annotation, biological process: adenylate cyclase-modulating G protein-coupled receptor signaling pathway. Gene Ontology annotation, molecular function: G protein-coupled receptor binding; guanyl nucleotide binding; G-protein beta/gamma-subunit complex binding. The record is from RefSeq and is a predicted model, not a curated record. Gene Ontology annotation, cellular component: heterotrimeric G-protein complex.
GUGCCCCCACCGGCUUGCACUUAUUUCUCCCUACGUGUCACUAUGGUCAGCGCACGCCGAGCUCCCAAGUCACCUCCCGCCGACGUCGUCUACGAUGACCGCAUCCCUCUCUCCGAGACCGGUGCUCUCGCUGACCUUGCAAAUGAACGGCAACGCAUGCUUUCGUCUGAUGACCCUUUAACGCGUGCGCUUGCUCCUCCGCCAAAUGAGACACCACAGCAACGCGCCGCACGUCUCGCCGCCGCCGCAGAUGCAAAGCGCAUCUCUGACAUGAUUGACGAGGAGCUGGCGCGACAACGUGCCGCGGAGAAAAAGGGCCAACGGCCUGUCAAAAUCCUCUUGCUCGGCCAAAGUGAAUCUGGCAAAUCUACGACUCUUAAAAAUUUUCAAUUAAUGAAUUCGCCCCGAGCGUUCCGAGAAGAGCGCCUCUCAUGGCGUGCUGUGGUGCAACUGAACGUCGUGCGCUCCGUGCGCCUCAUCCUAGACGCAAUCGCAGAUGCCGCUGAGGCGCAAGGGCUCUCUCUUGAUCUACAGGACACUGAGUCAGCUCCUGGUUCGGCCGGAGGAGAUGCGGUGUCGGUGGCUUCACCUGACGAAGCGCAGCACCAACAACAUCAGAAAAAUGGAGCCAAUAUUCAGGCGCAAGCUACCAAUUUGAUGACUCCAGCCCACCUGGUCCUCCGUGCUCGGCUCCUACCCUUGCUAGAUGCCGAGGCAACACUACUUGCACGUUUGAUGCCGGUCGCUGCUGCUACAGGCACGUCUCUGAAGGAGAUUGAGAACCCGCAUGCGGUCACGAGCUCAUCUUCGAGUUCCAUCGCAAGUGCAGGCAAGACCUCUGGAGAGGGGAGAGCCGCAGGGGAAAAGAAGCAAGAAACUGGUUCAGCGUCCAAAGUGAAGGCUACAUUGAAACUGGAUGCAAAUGGUAUGGGCACAGGGACUGCGACUGGGACAACGAAAGAGGUCUCUGUAUUCGCUGGCUCAGCAUGGAAAACGGCGUUUACAAAGAUGCUGGGUGCAGGGAGGAAUAGCUCUGAAAAAGGUGCCUUCGGCGAAGAUGGUAUCGACUGGACAGAUGAGCGCGACCCGACUCGGGUGUUGUGCGCUUGUGGGGCUGAUUUGCGUGCGCUUUGGGCGGAUGUGCGCGUAAGGACACUUCUUAGUCGAAAUAAAUUGAGAUUGGAAGAGAUGCCCGGAUUUUUCCUAGAUUCUCUCGACCGAAUAACAAGAAUCGACUACAUGCCCUCGGAUGACGACAUAUUGAAAGCCCGACUGAAGACACUCGGCGUAACCGAGUACCGAUUUACUAUGAAGGCCGGAAACGCGAUGAGCCAUGAUUGGAGAGUAUACGAUGUUGGCGGGCAACGUUCUUUGGUGGCCGCAUGGGUGCCGUUCUUUGACGACAUGAACGCAAUCAUAUUUCUAGCUCCGAUAAGCUGCUUUGACCAGGUACUCAUGGAGGAUAACACUGUUAACAGGCUCGAGGACAGUGUGCUUCUUUGGAAGAGCGUAGUCUCCAACCAAUUGCUUGCAAAGACUAACCUUGUCUUAUUCCUCAAUAAAUGCGAUGUAUUGAAAGCGAAACUACGAGCUGGGAUCCGACUAGGGAAAUACGUGAUCAGUUACGGAGACCGACCGAAUGACUUCGAGCAUGCGAGUGAAUAUUUACGACGCAAAUUUUACAACAUUCACCACGAUCAUUCGCCCGAACCGCGUCAAUUCUAUAGUCAUUUUACUUCUGUCACGGAUACGAAGAUGACAUCGAGAGUACUUGAAAACGUGGCCGACAUGGUGCUUCGUGCAAACCUUAAGAACUCGCAGCUUAUCGGAUAGGUUUCGCCUACCUGGAUGGUUCCUUCAUUGGUGCACAGUAGUUUCCCUCAUAUUAUUUUUCAUGCGUAUCCACCCAAUAACCGUAGAUUGUCUUCCUUUCCUUGUCUUUCUCUUCGCUGUGCGAUUUUAUGUCUGUCUUCUCGUACUCCUUGGUAAACAACUCACGUGUCUCUCUCUCUGUCCUGCAUUAUAUAAUUCACCCGUGUUGUUUUACUACCCUUUCGCAAUACUGUUCUGCGUCCCUUUACUCUCAACGCCUGUAUACCUCACCC